Messenger RNA from Westerdykella ornata, 884 nucleotides. RefSeq lists its product as uncharacterized. The coding region runs from base 134 to 811 and encodes 225 amino acids. The transcript has a single exon. Lineage: Eukaryota; Fungi; Ascomycota; Dothideomycetes; Pleosporales; Sporormiaceae. The record is from RefSeq and is a predicted model, not a curated record.
AGGAGAGAUAAGCAGGGAGGGGGGCGUGGAUGUUCGCCACCGUGAAUAGAUUGAAGAACAGCAGACGGCGGACAGCAACUCCAACAAUGAGGCGUGGGUCUGCCGACGACGAUGACGACGUUUGAAAGAGUGAAUGAUGUCGUGGAAGGAGGAAUUCGGCGGAGCUAGCAGAAGCAGAGGGAAAUGUGCCAGGCACAACGUGGGUGGAGCGGAGCAAAAGCGGGCGGGCAGGCAGCGGAGAGGCAAGGCGUGGCGUGGCGAGGAGUGGCGUCACAGUCUGGGCGGCGGGCGCGGCGCGGGGGAAGGGGAUCCGGUGUUGAAGAAGGGCAGACCCGCGUCCCUGUUGGUUGACGUAUUGUCGAUAGAGCAGACUAUGUGGGAUGCGAGUGUCGAGGAGGAGAGAGGGUGGCCCAAGGUGUUUCGGAGGAUUGAAGAGAACGCCCUGCCCUGCCCAGUCCCAGUCCCCCCAGCACGGUCACACCGUCACACCCGUCACACCCCGUCAGAGACUAGCAGCCCUUCCGGACGAAAAGCCGAUUUGCGCAGCGAACAGGGAGAAAGAAAAGCCCUCGCAAUCCUCGUUCUUCACUCUGCCAGCCCUGCCAGUCACGUCCCCACGCCAAAUCGAGAUGGGUCGAGUCCGCCCUUUUCUGCAGCGGGCCAAAUGCGGCGCGGAUUGGUAAGCAGCACUGGCCCCCUUCAACCUGGCCCUUUCUUUCUUCUCCCCUGCCAUCUCACCACUGUCAACUCUCCUAGUCUACUACCGCGAAGACGGGAGAAGGCCAUCGAAUCUGUCCACGGGCCGUUGUAGGAGCCGAUGUUGGGACCCCCAGGCGGGUAUGGCGCAAUCAAUCCAGAUGAUGCGAAGAAGAUGAGGCUGGCUG